Molecule: messenger RNA, 1671 nt
Organism: Akanthomyces muscarius
Lineage: Eukaryota; Fungi; Ascomycota; Sordariomycetes; Hypocreales; Cordycipitaceae
Exons: 2
Coding region: 1-1671 (556 amino acids)
Biological process (GO): regulation of DNA-templated transcription
Molecular function (GO): zinc ion binding; DNA-binding transcription factor activity, RNA polymerase II-specific
Source: RefSeq, a predicted model, not a curated record
AUGGUCGGCGUCCCUGGUCGCUCCAAGGCCUGCAACACCUGUCUCAAGCGCAAGAUCAAGUGCGACCUCGCCAAGCCAUUCUGCGGCAACUGCGCCAAGUCCAAACGCAUCUGCGGAGGAUACGCCCGCAAGACCGUCUACGUAUUCUCCGACAAUGUCGUCCUGCCCGACAGCAGCGGCGCCGCCAAGGACGACGGCACGCUGACAUACCAGGGCCGAUGGAAAGGCACUUCUCUCAACAAGCCAUCAUCACCGGCAUCAUCUCCCUACGGAUCAGACUCGUCCCGCGUCGACACGCGCCCAACCCGGGCCAACAAUGAUUCCUCCUCCGCCUCCCCCGCCUCCUCCGCCUCCGACAUGAGCCUCCUCCCGGCCGACCUCGACGCCCUCGACGUCCAGCGCAUCCCCCUGAUGCCGUCGCUCUGGCAGCAGCUGCACCACGUCUUCCUGCACGCCUACAUGCCGCAGCAGGCCAUGAACCCCGCCGACAACGGCAGCCACCUCACCGGCAACUGGCUGCUGCAGCUGCAGGGCCGGCCCUCGACGCUGCCGGCCCUCCAAACCUCCAUCGCCGCCUUCGCCUCGGCCCAGAUCGGCCGCGACCACAACGACGCGCGCCUCGUCGCGCAGAGCAUGCAGCUCUACCUCAAGAGCCUCGAGCACCUGCGCAACGCCCUCGCCAGCCCCGCGACCCGCCUCAGCGACGACACCCUCGCCGCGUGCCUUGCCCUCGGCAUCUACGAGCUCACCGAGAAGCCAAUGGCGCCGUCGUACCACCCGCGCUCCGAGACGCAGCGCCAGGAGCAGCCCAACGGCGGCACCGCCUACAGCAAGCACAUGGCGGGCGCCAUGAUGCUGCUCAAGCUGCGCGGGCCCGACGCCAACAACACGCCGCUGGCGCACAGUCUGUUCCUGGGCCUGCGGCGCCAAAUCAUCAUCACCACGUUGAUCAAGCACUCCGACACGUUCCUCUCCGACGACGUCUGGCGCGAGCGCCCAUGGAGCGUGUACCCGAAAAACCUGCUCGACAAGUGCCUCGACUGCGUGCUCGGCCUGCCGCGGCUGCAGCGUCUCGCCGACGACAUGCUCCGCGACACGGCCGACACGACGCACGUCGCCGCGCAGUGCGACAUGCUGAUUGAAAACUGCACCGCCGUGCUCGCCAGCCUCGACGCCUGGUACGCGUCCUUUGAGGCGUACGUCGUCGGCCCGCCGUACUGGUCCACGUUCUGCACGCUCUCCAGCGCGCAGGACGACGCCGCCGGCCUCGGCAAGCCCUUCCCCAUCUCGUACAUGUUCCCGACGUUCAGCACCGCGUACCUGCUCAUGACGUACUGGACGGGCGUCAUGCUCAGCCACUGGCUGCUGUUUGUCGCCUACCGCACCCUCGCCGAGCAGUCGCCGUCGUCGCCCGAGCCGCUGCGCGCGCGGAGACGGACGCACAAGGACGUAUGGGUCGCCAUGACGCGCAACAUGUGCCAGAUGACAGAGUACUUUCUCGGCGGCGGCAUGGGCAAGGUGGGCAUCACGGUCGCGCUGGCGGUGCUCGAGGGCGCCAUGGCCAUGUUCCGCGACGGGACGGAGGACUGGGCGCGCGAAAAGGCCUGGGUGGCCGAGAUGAUUGCGCUGACGGCGACGAAGCUAAAUGAGGCGAGCAUGGUUGUGGUGUAG